Messenger RNA from Sesamum indicum (sesame), 501 nucleotides. The record is from RefSeq and is a predicted model, not a curated record. NCBI's taxonomy places the organism in Eukaryota, Viridiplantae, Streptophyta, Magnoliopsida, Lamiales, Pedaliaceae.
AUGGGAAGAACCAGGGUCUUCAGGCUCGGACACAGGCUGGUCAAGGUCUUCAAGUGGUGCAUCCACCGCCGUACGCGGCGGAGACCCGUCUACCAGCGGCUUCAGACCCCGAGCUCCACGGCGGGACCCUUUUCGAAGCUCUCCAGAUGGGUUCAUUCGUUGAGAUGCGGAGCUAGGAGCCUGUGCUCUGGGAAAAGAGAUACGGGUUACAUUCGGGCCGGGCAAGAAGUUGAGCAGCCGAAGUUACCGCCAAAUGUACCGAAAGGGCACCUGGCGGUGUACGUAGGGGACAAGGAGGACGACGCGUCCCGAGUUCUGGUGCCUGUUAUAUAUUUCAAUCACCCUCUAUUUGCUGAGUUGCUGAGAGAGGCUGAGAAGGUUUACGGGUUCAAUCAACCUGGUGGGAUCCAGAUUCCUUGCCGGAUAUCCGAGUUGGAGAAUGUUCAGAUGAAGAUCGCCGCCGCGAGCGGUGGCGGAAGCUGGCGGAGGAAACGGAGCUAG